This is a messenger RNA of Felis catus (domestic cat), 5297 nucleotides long. RefSeq names its product aristaless related homeobox (gene ARX). Bases 2643 to 4331 code for a protein of 562 amino acids. The record is from RefSeq and is a predicted model, not a curated record. Gene Ontology annotation, molecular function: DNA-binding transcription factor activity, RNA polymerase II-specific; RNA polymerase II transcription regulatory region sequence-specific DNA binding. Gene Ontology annotation, biological process: regulation of transcription by RNA polymerase II. The transcript is spliced from 6 exons. NCBI's taxonomy places the organism in Eukaryota, Metazoa, Chordata, Mammalia, Carnivora, Felidae.
CGCGCUCUGGCCGUGGCGCCGAGCCGAGCCGAGCCCGACAGGGGGGCUCCCCUGAGAGUACGCCGACUGCCGGGGUCGGCUGGGCCUCCGGACUGACGCCGGCAUUGGGUCCCUCGCUGCUCCUUUACGUGAACUCCCACCCAUUCCCUCCGCUCACCCGCCCCCCACGUCCGGGGACGCCAGGAACAGCUACAGAGUAACGCUGGCUGCACCCGGGACGCCUCGACCCUGGACGCACUCAGGGUCCCGCAGUCCGGCGGCAUUGGAGAGGAGAAACCUGACGGUGAUGAUUACAGGGCGCCGAGAAGUUUCCCUCUCUGGUCUGGAAACCUGGGGAAUGGUGCGGCAGGAGAUGGGAGGGGCUCCCGCCGAGGGACUCAGGCCCACUCCUUGCGUGUGCGGAGCCGACUCUGAAGUCACGGAGCCACCCAGCAGCCGGGUCUUGUGGAUUUCCGACGCAGGGCCCUCCCGUGAGGGAAAAGUGCCUCUGUUUCUCCCAGCGACCAGCCGCUGGGACGCCCGCGAGGGUCCGCGGCUGGAGGCUUGGAGGAAACCGACGCGUCUUUACAGCUGCGUCCAGACCCGCUUCCCAGGAGUGGGCUCUCGCGGCUGGGGAGGGAAUCGGCGGCCGAAUGUUAAUCGAAAGCUGAAUGGGACGGUAUCAAAACGCCGAACUGUUGAUGAGGAUGGAAAAAGGAGGAAUGCAGGAAAGGCAGAAUAUCCCAGGUGCCUUGGACCAGCAGGCAGGGCUUAAAAGAAAAUCAAAUGUCAGAGAUAGCUCAGGGACUCCUCCGUUCCCGGGUCCGAACAUCCAAGUGUCAGAAAAACUGGUGAGAAUCAAGCUAAAAGACAGAAAGAGAGAAGGACACAGAGAGACAUAUUUUUCCUCUUGCCUUUAAUAGUAGUAGUAAUAUCAGCAUUAGUAUUAACAAUAUUAAUAUACCCAUUCCCAACCCUUCAUCCUCCUCAAGUCGUAUCCUGAAUGCUCCAGCCAAGCCAGCUCAAUCUGUCGGCCGCCCACCCACCCGCAUCCAAGAGUUAUGCAGAUGUUUAUGGCUGGAAAAAAAAAAUCCCAGUUAUGCAUUCUUGUAUUUUUAAAUACUGACUGUAAGUGAUUCAAGUAUAAUCCUUUGUAAAACGCUUUUCUCUUUGACAUAUUGAAGGGGGUUGAGAGAGGAAAACCCGGCGUGGAUUCCCCCUCGCCGGUCCCUGUCCCACCCACCACCCUUGCCCCCACCCUGCCAGCGUCGGGGCCCCUGGCAGUCCCUUGAGCCCAGCACCCAGAAAAAGUGGGCGUUCGUGCCAAACCCUCGCACUGGCUUGGCCCAACUUCAGUCACAAUUGGUCUCGAUUCUCAGUGCUGGACGCGCAGUAAGUUGUUUGGGAAGAAACGCGUUCGUUCAAUCAUAGGCUCACUCUCUUACCUUUGCUAAUGGGAGCCGGGCCCUAAGAAUUCAGAAAUGUAGGCGCUCAGACUUGGUAGCAGCCGAACCUGGGUCUUUCCCACCCUGGAGCACUCAGGGCCCCCACAGUUCCGCUCCUUGCAUGAGAUUUGGGAGCGUCCGACCUCGGGGUGACAGCCUAACUAGUGGAAGCGAACUUGCGGAAAGAAGAGAGAAGCGAGUCUGGGGAGAAGAGGGAGACUCCCAGACCCCGCAGUCGACACUCGCCUGUCCCUUUUUGCCCUGUAACUGCUCUAGUGAAGGCCGCGCUCCACUGGCCGAGCUUUGUCUUGAAGCGGACUUUUCCCAGAGUUAAAGACGGAGGUAAGAGAAGUCGGGGGACGCUGCAAACCAGAGAGCAGCCUCCCGGCUCAGGGUGAAGACUAACUGCUCAAGGCGUUGGGCCACAAGACAAAAGUGAGCGCUCAAACAGCGGUUGUUUGCUGGCGGCCAUCCCCCUGACACCUCGGAGGCUCGUCCGGCCUAAAGAGGACGGCGACUGGGCGCCACUGAGGUCGAGGCGCUGUCCUGCGACCGCAAUCCUGGCUUGGAAAAGUACCAAGUCAGUCUGAACGCGAGCCUCCAGGCCUCGCCUCCGGGAAGCAAGGUCCCCUGGUUGGUGGAAGGGGCGCACGGCGCCCAAGGGGCACCCACAGGCCUGACAUCAGAAUAAGCUAGAGCUUCGGGCCAGUCUUGAAGGGUUAAAGGGGAAGCUGCGGGACGAAGAUGGAUAAGUUAGAAAGUUGUUAGUUAAAAACAAAAAAAGAAAAAAAUGGUUUGGGUGACAGCUUGCUGUCCCCUCAUCCUCCGCACCGCCCCCCCCCCAACCCCUCGCCGGCCUUUCCGGACUCCAGUCCAGGCUUUGCGCUGAGCCCGCAGCCCGGUGCAGCCCGGCCUCUGGCGAGAGCCAAUCACAGUGCGCCUCUCAGCACGUGGAGGAGAGAGACUCCAGAGCUCCGCGCUCGCUGCUCACUACACUUGUUACUGCCUGUCCUGAGCGCGGAGAGGGCGAGCUCCGGCCGCGGGCAGGGCGGGAGGCAACAGCCGGCAACCGAGGGAGACAGAGAGGCGCAGAGACCGCAGUAAUAUCCACUAUAACCAGCCAUCUAACCCCACCCCCCAACACACACCCAUUAUCCCACCCUUCAGGAGAGGCAGCCAGCGGCCCCGCUCUCUGCGCCCAGGGAAAAAGCCCCAGCCAUGAGCAAUCAGUACCAGGAGGAGGGCUGCUCGGAGAGGCCCGAGUGCAAAAGUAAAUCUCCAACUUUGCUCUCCUCCUACUGCAUCGACAGCAUCCUGGGCCGAAGGAGCCCUUGCAAAAUGCGGCUGCUGGGAGCCGCGCAGAGCUUGCCCGCCCCACUGGCCAGCCGCGCCGACCAGGAAAAGGCCGUGCAAGGCUCCCCCAAGGGCAGCGGCGCCCCGUUCGAGGCUGAGCUGCACCUGCCGCCCAAGCUGCGGCGCCUGUACGGCCCUGGCGGGGGCCGCCUCCUCCAGGGCGCCGCGGCGGCGGCGGCUGCUGCGGCAGCGGCGGCCGCGGCGGCGGCCACGGCCACCGCGGGUCCGCGCGGGGAGGCCCCUCCGCCGCCGCCGCCAAACGCGCGGCCCGGGGAGCGGCCGGACGGCGCGGGGGCCGCCGCGGCCGCCGCGGCCGCCGCCGCCGCGGCCUGGGACACGCUCAAGAUCAGUCAGGCACCGCAGGUGAGCAUCAGCCGCAGCAAGUCGUACCGCGAGAACGGGGCGCCCUUCGUGCCGCCGCCGCCCGCGCUGGACGAGCUGGGUGGCCCGGGGGGCGCCGCGCACCCGGACGAGCGCCUCGGCGCGGCCAGCGGCCCCGGUGGCGCCCCGGCGGCGGGUGGCGGUACGGGCGCCGAGGACGACGAGGAGGAGCUGCUGGAGGAUGAAGAGGACGAGGACGAGGAAGAGGAGCUGCUGGAGGACGACGAGGAGGAGCUGCUGGAGGACGACGCCCGCGCGCUGCUCAAGGAGCCCCGGCGCUGUGCCGUGGCCGCCACUGGCGCGGUAGCCGCCGCCGCCGCCGCCGCCGUGGCCACCGAGGGCGGGGAGCUAUCGCCCAAGGAGGAGCUGCUGCUGCACCCAGAGGACGCUGAGGGCAAGGACGGCGAGGACAGCGUGUGCCUGUCAGCGGGCAGCGAUUCGGAGGAGGGGCUGCUGAAGCGCAAACAGCGGCGCUACCGCACCACGUUCACCAGCUACCAGCUGGAGGAACUGGAGCGGGCCUUCCAGAAGACGCACUAUCCAGACGUCUUCACCAGGGAGGAAUUGGCCAUGAGGCUGGAUUUGACUGAGGCCCGAGUCCAGGUUUGGUUCCAGAACCGUCGGGCGAAGUGGCGCAAGCGGGAGAAGGCGGGCGCUCAGACCCAUCCUCCGGGGCUGCCCUUCCCCGGGCCGCUGUCGGCCACCCACCCUCUGAGCCCCUACCUGGACGCCAGCCCCUUCCCCCCGCACCACCCUGCGCUGGACUCGGCCUGGACGGCCGCCGCUGCCGCCGCCGCCGCCGCCUUCCCGAGCCUACCUCCGCCUCCUGGCUCGGCCAGCCUGCCGCCCAGCGGGGCGCCGCUGGGCCUGAGCACUUUCCUCGGAGCCGCUGUGUUCCGACACCCGGCCUUCAUCAGCCCUGCGUUCGGCAGGCUCUUUUCCACCAUGGCCCCCCUGACCAGCGCGUCGACCGCGGCCGCGCUCCUGAGACAGCCCACGCCGGCCGUGGAGGGCGCGGUGGCGUCGGGCGCGCUGGCCGACCCGGCCACCGCGGCCGCAGACAGACGCGCCUCUAGCAUAGCGGCGCUGAGGCUCAAGGCCAAGGAGCACGCCGCGCAGCUCACGCAGCUCAACAUCCUGCCGGGCACCAGCACGGGCAAGGAGGUGUGCUAAAGGCUGCCCUCCACCCUCGCGCCCCGGGCGCACCCCGAAAGGUCACCUCACUCAGCACCACUCAAGACCAAAUGGAAACAGAGGACCAGCACACUCCCGAGACGGCACUGAGAGAGCGCGGCCGCCUUCGCAGCAGCCCGGAUGCGGGCAAGGCAGCCCCUGGCGCUACCGGACGUGGCACCUCCUCGGCUGGCUGUCCACCCGCCCCUGCCCCUGCCCCUGCCCCUGCCCCUGCCUCUGCCAACCUCGCUCCGACUCUGAACAUCCACUCUCUCUCGCUCUUACUUUACUGAAAAUAUCGGGGAGGUUUUCUCUCCAAGACGCCUGGUAUUGAAGUUAAAAAAUUAAGAAACCCAACCUCUCUUCCUCCUGACACCCCACUUAGCUUUUUUUUUUUUUCUUAAAUAGCAUUUUGGCGCUCUAAGUUGAUCCCCCCAGCGUGGGCCCCGGUGUGAAGCCAGGGCCAGGGAAGCGAACGCGAAUCUGUAAGAUAGCUAACAGUGCACUUAACGGAAAGGGGCGUCUUGUUCUUGUUCUCUUCUUUAUCAUACACCAACCAAGGUUUUUAUAUCAAACCAAAGGGAAAUACUCUGCUAGAAUAUGGACUGUUGAAGUCACCAAACUGUGAUUAUUGAUUCUGUACAUACCAUUGUUAUUAAAAAAAAAAAAAGAACAGAGCUUUGUAUAUUUGAAAUGUUAUAACGCAAUUGCACUCAGCGUGGUAUGGUAAAAGUUUGUCCUCCUGUAGAUUCUUACUGUGUUGUAGAUACGGUAGGGUUCCUAGACAAAUAUUUAUGUACUCAAGCCCUUUAUUUAACUUAUUAACUGUAGAGGCUUCCGAAACCUUCAAGAUAAAGGCAAUGGUACAGUACUUUUGUGUAAUGUGUAAUUGUUAUCACUUUUCCUUGCUAUCUAGUGGAGAAGUGUCACGCUCAAAAUAAAAAAAAAAUUAUAUGUUUAACAAAA